AUGUCGGACGCCGACCAGGACUUUGACCUGUACGGCGAUGACCUCUACGAGGACUCGAUGGCCAUCAAGGCUGAAGAAAACCCACAGCCCUCCACGUCUGUCAAGACUGAGGCGGACCAUACCACCGGAGCAUCGCCAGCGACCAACGGCGGCGCGGCUACCGCUUCAGCAUCUGCAAAUGGAAGCGGUACAGGCGCGUCUACGUCCGGCAAGCGGCAGCGCGAGGACGAGGACCAAGAUGUUAAGCCGCAGCAACACCAGCAGCAACAUCAGCAGCAACACCAGCAGCCAACAUCGGCGCAGCACUCUCCGCUCCCCGCACCGUCCACGUUCCCCGCCCAGCCUGCUCCGCUGCGCGGCACGUUAGCAGGCAUCCCCAAGGUCUCGGACCCCUCGAUCCAAAAUGCCCUCUACGUGGGCGAUCUGCACUGGUGGACCACCGACGAGGACCUUCGUCAGGCCGCCAACGACGUCGGUGUCCCCCUCACACUCGAGGACGUGACUUUCUCCGAGCACAAGGUCAACGGACGUUCCAAGGGCGUCGCCUUUGUCGAAACCGACAGCGAGGACGAGGCAAAGAAACUUAAGCAGUGGUUCGAGAGCAACAACUUCCAGGGCAAGAGCGUCAACGUCACACUCACCACGAGCGCCAAUGGAAACCCUUUUAGGACGCUGCCCAAAGGAGGCGGCAUGGGCGGCGGAGGACGCGGUGGCGGCGGCAUGGGAGGCAUGGGCGGCAUGGGCAUGGGGAUGAUGCCAAACAUGAACAUGGGCAUGGGCAUGAUGGGCAUGAUGGGCGGCCCGCCCGGUGCGCCCGGCGGUCACUUUAACCCCAACUUCUUCGGCGGACAGACGCCACCAAACGGAGGCGCCGGCACCACCAACAACGGCAGCAUGUCUCCCCAGAACCACGACGACCGCGAACGCAAGCGGCACCGCGAAAACUGA
This is a messenger RNA of Pseudozyma flocculosa PF-1, 948 nucleotides long. RefSeq lists its product as uncharacterized. The transcript is spliced from 5 exons. The record is from RefSeq and is a predicted model, not a curated record. Gene Ontology annotation, cellular component: mRNA cleavage and polyadenylation specificity factor complex. Lineage: Eukaryota; Fungi; Basidiomycota; Ustilaginomycetes; Ustilaginales; Ustilaginaceae. Gene Ontology annotation, molecular function: mRNA binding. Gene Ontology annotation, biological process: mRNA alternative polyadenylation. The coding region runs from base 1 to 948 and encodes 315 amino acids.